Abrus precatorius (Indian licorice) is the source of this 1942-nucleotide messenger RNA. RefSeq names its product thiamine thiazole synthase 2, chloroplastic-like. The transcript is spliced from 2 exons. The record is from RefSeq and is a predicted model, not a curated record. Bases 84 to 1157 code for a protein of 357 amino acids. Lineage: Eukaryota; Viridiplantae; Streptophyta; Magnoliopsida; Fabales; Fabaceae. Gene Ontology annotation, biological process: thiamine biosynthetic process.
AACUACUAUAACCUUUCUCUUCCAUAACAAACAGACAACACAAUCCAAAUAUCCAAAAACCCAUCACGUAGUGAACCACUCUAAUGGCAACCAUGGCCACCACAACCCUCACCUCAUCUCUAUCUUCAAACCCCAAAUCCUCAUUCUUCGAACCCAAGCCCACGUCAUUCCACGGAAGGCCUGUCAUUUCCCGCAUCACAGCCACCAAAUCCACUUCACAACCCACAAUCUCCAUGUCCCUAAACCCACCCCCUUACGACUUCCAAUCCUUCAAGUUCCAACCCAUCAAAGAAUCCAUCGUCUCUCGCGAAAUGACACGUCGUUACAUGACCGACAUGAUAACCUACGCUGACACCGACGUUGUCAUCGUCGGCGCUGGCUCCGCCGGUCUCUCCUGCGCCUACGAGCUCAGCAAGAACCCCUCCAUCCACGUCGCAAUCAUCGAACAAUCCGUCAGCCCCGGCGGCGGCGCGUGGCUCGGCGGCCAACUCUUCUCCGCCAUGGUGGUUCGCAAACCCGCACACCUCUUCCUGGACGAGCUCGGUGUCUCCUACGACGAACAAGAGGACUACGUUGUCAUAAAGCACGCGGCGUUGUUCACCUCUACCAUCAUGAGCAGGCUUUUGGCAAGGCCUAACGUGAAGCUCUUCAACGCCGUGGCUGCGGAGGAUUUGAUCGUGAAGGGAGGGAGAGUUGUUGGGGUUGUGACCAAUUGGGCUUUGGUUUCUAUGAACCAUGACACGCAAUCUUGCAUGGACCCCAACGUUAUGGAGGCUAAGGUUGUUGUGAGCUCUUGUGGACAUGAUGGACCUUUUGGUGCCACUGGGGUUAAGAGGUUGAAGACUAUUGGUAUGAUUGAUAGUGUCCCUGGAAUGAAGGCCCUCGAUAUGAAUACAGCCGAGGAUGCUAUUGUUCGCCUGACUAGGGAAAUUGUUCCUGGCAUGAUCGUUACUGGCAUGGAAGUUGCAGAAAUUGACGGUGCCCCAAGAAUGGGUCCAACAUUUGGGGCGAUGAUGAUAUCAGGGCAGAAGGCAGCUCAUUUGGCAUUGAAGGCAUUGGGGAGGAACAACGCAAUUGAUGGAACGUGUGGAGUUGGAAGGGAAGAACCAGAACUUGUUUUGGCUUCUGCUGGCACUGAGGAAAUUGUUGAUGCUUAAAUAGAUGGAAUUUCUUUUUAGUUUUUGCCUCCUGCCUAUAAUUUGAAUUUUGGAAUAAAUAAAGAAAAUGUGAGUGAUGAAGAGACAAUAUAUACCUGUUGUCACAUCUUUGUUUGCAGAAGGCUAUAAAUUAAAUUCAAGUACAAGAGAAUAACGCCAGUGACUUGAACGCGAAAUCAAGCUAUAUAUACAAAUGACAAGCAAAAAAUAAAACUAUAAUUUAGAACAAUUUAUGGUAAUUGAGGUUCAAGCUAUAUAUAGUACAAAUAUACUUUAUAAGACUUGUAUUUUAAUUUUAUUCUAAUGAGAAAACAAAAAGCAAAAUAAUUUUUUGAGGAUAAAUAAGAGAAAACUCCGACCUGCCGGAUUCGAACCAGCGACCUAAGGAUAUCUGGCGGUGAUCCCACUACAGUCCUCCGCUCUACCAACUGAGCUAAGGUCGGUUUGUUAUCUUCGAUCUUUUUACAAAAGUAGAAUUAUCCUUGUUAGAAAUGCGCUAGUUCCCAAUCGUCACUCAAUCAAUCUAUAGAUUGUAAGAAAGUAAAGUUAAAAAAAGUUGUGUAAACAAUUUUUACAUGAUAUUAUUUUUAAAAAUUUUAUUAUUAUUUUUAAUUUAUGCGUGAAAUAAUAAUAAUAAUAAAAAAUUUUAGAAUCAAACAAUGCCUUUUGUGUGUGUGGGUAAUAAGCCAGGAUAUCUCAUUCAAUGAUCGUGUCUGUGUUAAAAAAAAAAAACAUUGAUUAAAAGUGAACUUGGAUAAGCAUCGAAAGUUCUCAAAAUCAGGUCU